AUGUGGGGAGGUGGCUGGGUGGCACACUCGCCCUGCCUGCAGUUGGGUCAGGGGACCCUGAAUUCAGGUGUGGGGCUGCUGCAGAGCCCACAUGGGGACAUGGCUAGGUGGCAGGUGCACUCCCCUGCCUGGAGUCAGGUCGGGGGGUCCUUGGGGUCUGGCGUGGGGCUGCUGCAGAACGACACUGGGAGCGCAACCCCGAAAAGUCCCGCACAACUGCAGAGCCACCGCCUCCAGGGGCGCUUGGAAGACAAAGUGCCCACUGCAGCAGCUCGGGUACCGGACGACGAUCCACAGUCCCCUGGCAUGGGCCUCUUGUCGCUAGAGUCGCUGCUGCAGGCAGCUCUCACCUUGCAGGGCGUAGCCAUCACGGUGGCACUGCUCCUCCUGGCCGGGUGCCUGCGCUCCUGGCGCACCAGGAAACCUGGUGAACCUCCCUUGAUUAAAGGAUGGCUUCCUUACAUUGGACAGGCCCUGAAAAUAAAAAAAGAUCCUGUUGGUUUCUUUAAAACCUAUCAAAGCAAACAUGGAGACAUUUUCACUCUUCUCAUUGGUGGAAAGUACAUAACAUUUAUCUUGGACCCUUUCCAGUUCCAGAUAGUGGAGAAAAAUUAUAAACAAUUAACUUUUCGAGAAUUUACUAAUGAAAUAUCAUUAAAAGUAUUUGAUAUCAAACAAUUGAUUACCAAUGAUUCUCUGGAUAAAGAUCUUCAUCUCUGCUAUCGAUGUCUACAAGGGAAGCCUUUGGACACAUUCAUAGAAGAAAUGAUGGAGAAAUUGAAGCAAACUUUUGAACUUCAACUAUUAAAAAACACAACUUGGACCACAGCACAAAUGUUCUCCUUCUGCACUUCACUAGUUUUUGAGACCACAUUUUUAACCCUCUAUGGAAAAAGUUUAGAUGGUGAUCAGAAGAUGAUUACUGAAAUAAAAGAUAAUUUUUAUAAAUUUGAUGGCAAGUUUCCAUUUUUAUUAUCAAGCAUACCCUCUGAGUUUCUAGGAAACAUCAAGUCAAUUAAAAAGAAACUUAUACAAUGUUUUGCAUCUGAACAGUUCUCUAAGAUGCAGGCAUGGUCAGAAAUUCUUCAAAUGAGGCAAACUGUCCUAGAGAAAUACUAUUCACCUGAGGACGUUGAAAUAGGAGCACAUCAUUUAGCCUUUCUCUGGGCCUCUGUGGCAAACACUGCUCCAGCUCUGUUCUGGACGCUGUAUUAUGUUCUCCAGCACCCAGAAGCUAUGGCGGGGCUUCGUAAUGAAAUUGACCAUUUGCUGCAGUCAACAGGUCACAACAGAUCUGAAUUUUCCAUCUACCUCACCAGAGAACAAUUGGACAGCCUGAUCUACCUAGAAAGCACCAUUCUAGAGUCUUUACGACUAUGCUCAUUAUCAGGCAUCUUUCGUGCUGUUCAAGAAGAUAUGACUCUACAUUUUGAGACCAGAAAGUAUACUCUGCGAAAGGGAGACUUAGUAGCUAUCUAUCCUCCAGUCAUACAUGUUGACCCUGAAAUCUUUGAAGCUCCAGAGGAGUUUAGAUAUGAUCGUUUUGUAGAAGAUGGGAAAAUGAAAACCACCUUUUUCAAAAGAGGAAAAAAACUGCGCUAUUACCUAUUACCAUUUGGAUUUGGAAUCAGCAAAUGUCCAGGCAGAUAUGUGGCACUUAAUGAAAUAAAGCUGUUAUUGAUUGUAUUUUUAACUUAUUUUGACUUAGAAAUAAUUAGCGAUACAAAUGUAGAACUAAAUCAGGACUAUUUUUUUAUUGGUGUUCAGCGUCCAAAUUCUGAUGUCCUAUUUAGGUAUAAAGUAAAAUCUUAA
Messenger RNA from Suncus etruscus (white-toothed pygmy shrew), 1812 nucleotides. Its product is annotated as cytochrome P450 7B1. Gene Ontology annotation, biological process: cholesterol homeostasis; bile acid biosynthetic process. The coding region runs from base 1 to 1812 and encodes 603 amino acids. Gene Ontology annotation, molecular function: iron ion binding; heme binding; steroid hydroxylase activity. NCBI's taxonomy places the organism in Eukaryota, Metazoa, Chordata, Mammalia, Eulipotyphla, Soricidae. The transcript is spliced from 7 exons. The record is from RefSeq and is a predicted model, not a curated record.